Molecule: messenger RNA, 3219 nt
Organism: Chaetura pelagica (chimney swift)
Lineage: Eukaryota; Metazoa; Chordata; Aves; Apodiformes; Apodidae
Gene: WDR72
Product: WD repeat domain 72
Exons: 19
Coding region: 1-3219 (1072 amino acids)
Biological process (GO): protein localization to plasma membrane
Cellular component (GO): cytoplasm
Molecular function (GO): protein binding
Source: RefSeq, a predicted model, not a curated record
AUGAAGGCAUCAGUACAGGCUGUGGCAGUAUGGGGGAAGAUAGCUCCGUCUCACAGCAUCACUGCUAUUAUGAUUACAGAUGACCAGCAGACUAUAGUUACAGGAAGUCAAGAAGGACACAUAUGUCUCUGGGAUCUUUCAUCAGAAUUAAAGAUUUCAUCUAAAGAAAUUCUCCUUGGUCAUACUGCUUCUGUAACUUGUCUGGCAAAAGCAAGAGAGUUUGAGAAACAGCCAUAUGUAGUAAGUGCUACUGAAAAUGGGGAGAUGUGUGUUUGGAAUGUCACUAGUGGACAGUGCAUUGAGAACGCAAGGCUUCCCUAUAGGCAUACAGCAAUCUAUUAUUACCAUUGCUCCUUCCGAAUGACAGGUGAAGGAUGGCUGCUUUGCUGUGGAGAAUAUCAAGAUGUUCUUAUUAUUGAUGCAAAGACUUUAGGUGUUCUUCACACUUUAUCAUCAUCCCAAUCUGAUUGGAUAAAUUGUAUGUGUAUUGUACACUCUGCAAGAAUUCAAGAAGACUCAUUGGUUGCAGUGUCUGUAACUGGAGUUCUGAAAGUGUGGGACUUAUCUUCAUCUUUGAAUAACAUACAGGAGAGAGAAAGUGUGUACGAGAGAGAAUCCAAAUCUCUGGACUGUGUAAACUGUCAAGCAGUACGGUUUUGUACUUACACAGAAAGGCUCCUUCUAGUUGUGUCUUCCACAUGCUGGCAGGUCUAUGAUUAUUGUGAUUUCUCUUUGCUUUGUAUGGAGUUCUGUAAAAGUGGUCAGUGCUUUGCUGGUGGGGAAGUACUAGCAGCUUACAGACUUAUCAUCUGGACAGAAGAUGGUCACAGUUACAUCUACCAGCUGCUUAACAGUGGGCUUUCUAAAAGUGUGUAUCCUGCUGAUGGGAAGAUGCUGAAAGAAACUGUUUAUCCUCAUUUACUCUGCUUUACUGAUGUGAAGGAACAUAAGAAUUUUCCUUUUGUUAUGGGCUUCAUGAAUGAAAGGAAGGAGCCUUUCUAUAAGGUUCUAUUUUCGGGUGAAGCUUCAGGAAGGAUCACCUUGUGGCAUAUUCCUGAUGUCCCUGUGUCAACAUUUGAUGGUUCACCUAAAGAGAUCCCAAUUACAGCAAAAUGGGCUCUUCAGGAUGAUUUUGAUAAACACCAUGCAAUGUCAGAGGGAAUUAUUGAUCAUCUUUGUACAUCGAAAGAUGGAAUUGAAAGUGCAGCUGUUAGUUCUUCUGUAUACAUACCCAGUCUUGAUAAGCUUGUGUGUGGAUGUGAAAAUGGGAAAAUUUUUGUAACGCUAGGUUUAAAAACUGCAAGAGCAAGACUUCUAGAAAACAUAACUUUGCUGAAAGAUAAUUUACCUUAUAAGGUUCUGAAUGGUCAUAGUAGCAGAGUCACUUCUUUACUUUAUCCACAUGAUAAGUCAGUAAGAUUUGAUCCAAGCUGGCUGUUAUCUGGUGGGCAGGAUUCUGUUGUCAUCUGCUGGAAUUUAUUUACUGGAGACAUUUUACACCAAUUUAGUCUUCACUCUGGUCCAGUGACAGAACUCUUGCGAUCUCCAGAAAACUACAGAUUAAAAGAUCACAGCAUAGUGUGCUGUGUAUGCAGUGAUCACUCAGUAGCGAUUCUACACCUCCAGAAAAGAGUGUGUCUCUUACAUGCCAGAAAACAUCUCUUCCCUGUGAAGAAGAUAAAAUUUAAUCCUGUUGAAAAUCUGCUAAUUGUUGGAUGUGAAGACGAUUCAGUUUAUAUUUGGGAAAUUGAAACAGGCACACUGGAACGACAUGAAACAGGUGAAACUGCAAAAGCAAUUCUUACUUCCAUUGAAGAUUCAGAAUAUUUAGUGACAGAUGCUCUACUUCCUGCAUCUCAAGAGUUGAAAAGAAAUAAUGGUGGAUACAAACCAUCUAGCUCUUAUAAGCAUGGCAUGGGCUCUCACAAUCUUACUCAUACAGAAAAAUCUUCAGAUAAGUUAACUGAUACAAGCUGCAUCCAACGGCCCUUUUCUAUUUUACCAGUUAAAACAAAAUGGAACAAUGCAAACUUUCAUAUUCUCUUAUUUGAUCUGGAAAAACUUGAAGAACUUCUGCUGUCAUCUCAACUCAAUGGAUUAAAGUCAUCAAAAUCAUUCCACAACUAUGACACUCUAGAAAGAGCCAGAAGUACUGCUGAGAAAAGGACACUGACAUUAAAAAGAAAUAAAACUGAUGGCUCUGUAUCUCCAGUGGAUGGACAAGUAGAUACUGCUUGUUCAAACCAGGUCUGCAGGGACACUAACAGUGCAGCCAGGCCUUUGGAAGAAAAUGGUGGCAUGAAAAGACAGAAAAAAAUGAAGAGUUCAAGAAAGAUUAGAAUGCAGCCACCAGGAAACAUUGAUGUGAAUGUCACUGCUGAUACAGCUAAACUGCUUUUGUCAUGUCUCUUACCAUGGGGUGUAGAUCAAGAAAUAGACAAUCUUUGUGUUAGACACUUAGAUAUCUUGAGGCUUCAGUGUCCUGUUUCAUUUGGACUUGUGUCAGAUGAAAACCACCUAUCACUAAUGUUGCCCGGGUGGAAAUGUACAGACAGAGAUGUGUUAGAAGAGCACUCAGUAAUCAACCUCUUUUCAAAAAGAUUGCUUGAUUUAUCAAACAAGUACCUUGCUGCAACUGAAGGACAAAGUGGAAAGAAGGAUGGACCUGAAAAUAAUGUUUAUGGAACAAAGGGAUUGGAAACAGUAGUCUUCCUAUUCAGCAGAAUAGCUAUGAUCAGCAGGAUAAUUAACAUACCUUCACCAGUUACAGGUGAAAUUGGAAGUUCACAGAAAUCAGAAUCUGUACAUGACAAAUGGAGAAAUAUAGAAGCAGUAACGCUUUCAUUACCCAGUUUUCAUGGAGAGUUGCCAAGCAGUAAAAGCAGGUACCAUUCCCCAGACUUUGGGAGCACUUCCUUGCUGAAACUCAUUUGUUGCUGGAGUGACCAAUCUAUAAAGAUGAUUGAGGCAAUGCAAGCAGUGCUGCUGGCAGAAGUUCAGAGGACUCUGAACACCUUGAGACAGACGGAGACCUGCAGAGAGCCCUUGGGAGAAAAUGGCACUGUGAGUGCACUGAAGCAUGACAAGAGCUCAAACUCGGCAAACUUCCAAGAUGUGGAGGAUAUGCCUGACAGAUGUGUCUUGGAAGAGUCUGAGAGUCCAGAUGACAUGAAACCACAUCCCUGGAUAUCCAAGGUGUGCUCCUGCAAGGUGUGUUAG